Molecule: messenger RNA, 760 nt
Organism: Pseudomassariella vexata
Lineage: Eukaryota; Fungi; Ascomycota; Sordariomycetes; Amphisphaeriales; Pseudomassariaceae
Exons: 1
Coding region: 127-378 (83 amino acids)
Biological process (GO): regulation of DNA-templated transcription
Molecular function (GO): DNA-binding transcription factor activity, RNA polymerase II-specific; zinc ion binding
Source: RefSeq, a predicted model, not a curated record
CCUCACAAAUCUUUGACCACCUUUGCGUGUAACAGCAAUCAAAACGGUAGAAAUCUGUGUUAUCGGUCUCUCCUGUCCAAAAACCGUUAGUGGUCUUCUAAGCAUCAACGCAACUCUUGCAGCAUCAUGGUCACCUCGAUCGAGAUACCAAGUUCGUACACGACACAAUGGAACGCUGGCACCUGCCAGCCUCCGACGCGGACUCCAGUCAUGCAUGGCCCGGCCCGACCUGCAUACAAUUCCUCAUGUAACAACUGCAGACGAUCACGAGUCAAGUGUUCUGGUGGAAACCCUUGCUGUCGUUGCGCAAACCUUUCCGUCCCCUCUGCGUGCGUUUACAAAAUCACACUGACCUCUAUAUACCCGGCCAGCGUUUAAAAAUAUGUUGAACGGUGUGAAAACUUAAACGCGAUUCGCGUGUCUAGGGGCCUAGACCGCAUUGAGGGCCAUAGACUGGCCCUAUAGCACUCCACACCUUCAUUGUGGAGGGAAGGUUUCGACAGGUAUCUACAGGAGGACGGUCGCAGUGCGUGGUAAACUAGUGCGGGAGGAUCCCUUUCUUCAUAUAACGAAGAUUUUGCCAAACUGCAAUCUUGACAAUUAUAUCAAGGGAUGACGAAAGUGCUGCGGCUCGCAGAUUAUUCGUUGUUGUCGGUGUGGAACGUCGUGGACCAGAUAUAUCCCAGUAGGCAUUCGACCAAUCAAUCAUUUAACCGGCCUCUAGGCAUCUACAUGGCAUUCUAGGGUUGAAGCACGUGAU